UGGGUUUUAUAUUUUUUAAAUUAAUUUAUGCAUCGGGUCCGGAUGGGAAAACCAUAGGUCCAUUUUGGAACGUGUCCAAUUUUUUGGGCCGUGAAGGCCUCUUACCAUCCAUUUUAGCUCUGAUGACCGCAUUCAAAAUGGAUGUCUGUUCUGGCUCACAUGCAUGCACACGAGGGAACACUCUCAAUACAAAUGAAUAUUUUAUUAAACUAAAUGUUUAUUAAUGUCCCCCUCUAUCUUUUUCUCUCUCUCUCUCUCUCUCUCUCUCUCUCUCUCUCUCUCUCUCUCUCUCUCUCUCUCUCUCUCUCUCUCUUCUUCUCCUCUCUGCCGGCAGCAGACACAGUUUGACUAAAGCCUCGACAUGCCUGUGGCGUUGACUGGCACCAAGCGUGUGGUACCCCCCCAGGUCCUGGAUACCCUGAGUGACAGCAACAGCUCCACCACCGCCAAUGACCUGGACCUCAUCUUCCUCAAGGGCAUCAUAGACAGCCCCGUGGAGCCAGAGAGUCUGGAGGAGACCAGAUUGGAGGCGGUGAGGGACAACAACGUAGAGCUGGUCGAGGAGAUCCUCAGAGAGCUGAGUCCCUUCACACAUCAAAGCAACACUGCAAAAGAGCUCACGCGCAUCCUCAUCGACCCCCACUUUCAGUCUCUGCUGGAGACCCAUGACUCGGUGGCGUCCCAGGUGUGUGACACCCCUCCACCCAGCCCCUGUGCCUACAUGGAGCCCCCCGUCAGCAACCAGCCCGUGCCCUCAGAUACCGUCCGGAUGGUGGGCAUCCGCAAAGUAGCUGGUGAACACCUGGGCGUGACUUUCCGUGUGGUGGCAGGGGAGCUGGUGAUUGCCAGGAUCCUCCACGGAGGGAUGAUCGACCAGCAGGGUCUCCUCCACACGGGUGACGUCAUCAAGGAGGUGAACGGGAAGGAGGUGGGUGAGGACCCGAGGGUGCUGCAGGAGAUGCUGCAGGAUGCCAGCAGCAGCGUGGUGCUCAAGAUCCUCCCCAGCUAUCAGGAGGGCCACGCGCCAGGACAGGUGUUUGUGAAGUGUCACUAUGACUAUGACCCGGCCACUGACAACCUGAUCCCGUGUAAAGAGGCGGGGCUUAAGUUCUACACCGGUGACAUCCUGCAGAUCGUCAAUCAGGGUGACCUCAACUGGUGGCAGGCUCGUCGUUGUGUGGAGGGAGGCAGUGCUGGGCUGAUCCCCAGUCAGCUGCUGGAGGAGAAGAGAAAAGCCUUUGUCAAGAGAGACAUGGAGCUAGCCCCUACAGGAAACCUUUGUACUGGAUUGGCGGGAAAGAACAAGAAGAAAAAGAUGAUGUAUCUAACCACUAAGAAUGCAGACUUUGACAGGCAUGAGUUACUGAUCUAUGAGGAUGUUGCCAAGGUGCCUCCGUUCCGCAGGAAGACGUUGGUUCUGAUUGGUGCUUUGGGAGUGGGCCGACGCAGCCUGAAGAACAAACUGCUGCUGUCUGACCCACAGCACUACGGCACCACCAUCCCCCACACCUCCAGAAAGCCAAAGUUAGGGGAGCGGGAUGGCCAGAUGUAUGCCUUCACCUCGCGGAGCAAGAUGGAGGCAGACAUCAAGAACGGUCGCUACCUGGAGCAUGGCGAGUACGACGGCAAUCUCUACGGCACCAAGAUGGACUCCAUCCAUGAGGUGGUGGAGGCCGGUCGAAUCUGUGUACUGGACGCCAAUCCUCAGGCCUUGAAGGUACUGUGGACGUCUGAGUUCCUGCCUUACGUGGUGUUCAUCGAGGCCCCUGAUUUUGAGGUCCUCAAGGCCAUGAACCAGUCGGCCAUCGAGACUGGAGUCGUCACCAAGCAGCUGACGGACUCAGAGCUAAAGAGAACAGUGGACGAGAGCCCCCGCAUUCAGACGGCCUACGGACACUACUUUGACCUCACCAUCGAGAGCUACAGGAACCUGAAGGCAGCUCUGGAGAAGGUCUCUGCUACCCAGCAGUGGGUCCCAGUCACCUGGGUCUUCUAGUGAGAGACAGAAGGACAAGAGGCUGGUGUUGAACACUUGUUCUCUCAUUGGUCAACACAAGACAUCCGAUGAUACUGCCUGGCUCAUCAUCACAGUGACCUCUGGACCUCUGACCUUUGGACCCCAUACAUAAGACUGAACUGACAGCAUUCUUUUUGCUGUGUACAUAUUGCUUUUGGAAAUUUGUCGACAAAACGUCAAGGAUUUUCUUGUUUGGACAUUAUGUGAUUCUGGUGUGUGUGUGUGCAUGUGUGUGUGUCUGUGUGUGCGUGCAUGCAUUUGUGUGGUUGCAGAGUGUCUUAACCAUAAUCAUGUUCGCUACAUUGAUUCUUUAGGUCAGCAGUAGUUUGUCUAUGUUUACAUGAAUCAUUAAAUGGACAUUCAGAAUACACACACACACACCCACACACACACACACACACACACACACACACACACACACACACACACACACACACACACACACACACACACACACACACACACACACACACACACACACACACACACACACACACACACACACACACACACACACACACACACUCAAAGGGAGCCAGCUGUCUUAUUCCCCGAAUUCUAUUUUUAUCACCAAAUUCUAUUUUUUGUACGGGGAGUUCAAGUUGAAACCCUUUUUGACACCUACUGUUGAGUAUUUCUUUUUUCUAUCAUUUCAAAAACGCAAGACGCUGAGGUGUGAACAUAAAACAUUCAAAUAAUUUGAAGAUAGCAUGUAGAUACACAGAGAGAUGUGUAUGACAGAUAGACUGUAAUACACAAUACAAACCUUUAUUUAUGUGACCACACGGCCACUUUUUAUAUGUGUUUUUGAUGUGUCGAAAGCCUUCUUUCUAUUUUAUAAAAAAAUAAAAUACUAUUUCCACCCAGGUCUGCUGUACAGUACAGUACACACCAAUUUGACAAAUAUACGUCUCCAGAUUUGCUUGAUGUUGGUUACAAAGAAGGCCUUCUGGAGCCAUUCAUCAGGCCUUCUGGGUAACCAACAGCAAGGAACCCAUCAAGUAAAACUCUGGAGCCAUUUUACUUGUUCAACUGGGCAGACCUCUUUAUUACACUUUUGCAAUAGAGGACCUUGUGAUGCAGUAGUACAGGAUGCGUGGUCUAUUGGGUCGGUUGAAAUUGAUGCACCCCAGGCUUUGGGAAAUUUGGUGAUAAUUCGUUUGGGAAAGAGAAAGCUAAAGGCACUCUAGACACAAAACAGAAGAAAACAGACUGAGGAUGUACUUCUUCUCCAAUAGGAUACGCUUGUUUUUGUUUUCUGUUGCGAAACAUUUAGCUAUAAUGUGCCCUAAUAAAUAUGACCCUGGAAACUCCAGAGGAAUGACACACGACACACAACAAUGACAAGUUUGUGUGCUCCCGAUGAGUGUAAGGUCAUAGGCUCUUAAUUUUAGUAUGGUUUCUACAUUCCAUGAUGCUCACAUGUAUCCAUGGCAUUUUCAAACACCAAGAAUAUGAGUUUGGAGAUUUCAAUUAGAUGAAUUCAUGAUUGAACAAUUUCAAGAUGCCUCUGUAUUUGACUGUGUAUCAGUCACAGUUUCUAGAUGUACUGUAAAUGACAGACUGUGAAUGUAGAUAAACAAUAGACUAGAGGCAAACGCUAACUACAGUAACAGUGUAUUGUUUAAAGGAAAAUGAACUAUGCAUUUGAUGAUGCGCACAAAUUAAAUGCUUAAAAUC
Molecule: messenger RNA, 3697 nt
Organism: Oncorhynchus tshawytscha (Chinook salmon)
Lineage: Eukaryota; Metazoa; Chordata; Actinopteri; Salmoniformes; Salmonidae
Product: MAGUK p55 subfamily member 2-like
Exons: 12
Coding region: 362-1996 (544 amino acids)
Cellular component (GO): cell-cell junction; plasma membrane
Molecular function (GO): protein binding
Source: RefSeq, a predicted model, not a curated record